UUGAUAGAGAGAAUAGUAGCUGCGUCUUCUGGUGGUAACUUCGUUCUGUCUCAACCCCCACAAGCACAACAUAUUGCUGCGAAGCAGUAGGCAGACAGCUAAAGGUUGAAAAUGGACUGUCCACUUGAAAAUGUGUUGGAUUUAAUCAAAUACUUUCGAAAAGAGUGGCCUGUUGUGUCUGAUUCUGAGAGAACGACAAUAUAUGGAGCAGACAAUAUGCUUCUGACUUUACAGCUGGCUCUUGCUGAGGUUAAUAAACAGAAUGGCAAAGAAUUUUCUGCUUCUCUUAGUGAUGUGCUGCUAACAUGGAAAUGCUUAGUAAAACAUAAGCUUGGCCUGGCUUAUGAAGAUACAGCGGUUCCUGAGAAUUAUGCAGAUAUCAGAAAGACAUAUGAAUUGUUCCUGAAAACCAGUAAUUCAUUGGAUUUAAUUGAUAUUUAUGAAAAGAUCUCUACACUUGGUUCCAGCGAGCCACAUAACUUUACUUCUGAACAGCUAUUAGAAUUUCUCACUGAAGAUGAAUGCUUUUCAGGAGAUAAAGAUUUUCCAGUGGUAUCAACUCCCUGUAAAAAUAACUUUGAUGUUGUGAAGGUAAAGGCAACACUGAAAAGAAUAUUUCUUGCUUAUUUAAAUCUGCUGGUGAACUCUAAAAAUGAUUUUGCCUUGGCCCAAGUACUUAAUUGCCCAGAGAGGGGAUUAGGAAGAGAAGCCUUCACUGACCUUAAACACACCUCACGAAUGAAGAAUAUGUCCCUUUUCUUGGUGGCUACAUCUUUCAUAAGAACGAUUGAGCUUGGAGGUAAAGGUUAUGCACCAUCUGAGUCAGAUCCCUUAAGGAAACACUUGAAAGGACUUUCUCUUUUUGUUCACUUUGUUGAUAGACUUAAUGAAGUUCUUGGAGAGACAAAUGAUCCAAGAACGGCAGGGGAGCUGUUAUUGUCAACCAUCAAGAUGCAUCUCAUAAAAGGCAGAAGCAGUGGGGAUCCACUUAGUGAGGCUGCGACUGACGUUGCACAAGACCUGGAUCUGAGGAUUAAAAACCUUAUUAAUUUACUUAGUGAGGACAAAUAUAGUGUCACCCCAGGCAUCAGCCCAGCCAGGCCUAAAAUUCAUGCAAUAAACCGUGGCACUGCUUCAGGUGGUAGGGAAAUGAUAAAAACUCUGUUGAAACUUUUGGAUGAGGAAGCUGCAAAUCCCCCUAGCAAAAACAAAGCAGAUCUUCUUUGUGCUGAUGAAGAAAAUACUCUUUUUGGAGCAGUUUCUCUCUUUACCCUAUUUAGGUCUCCUGAACAGAAAAAUGGUUCUUCCCCCAAACCUCUAAGCCAUCGUGUGCAGAAAGCCAUGGAUAAAAAUAAGCCUAAGUUGAAACAAAACCUAAUCAGAUCUCAGUUUGCCUGCACCUAUAAAGACAGUAAUUUGGCUCAAAUAAAACAAUGGGAUUUUCCAAGUCUGAGCCAAGUUCCAACUUGUAUUCAUCCGGCACCAAGAAUUGUUCCAGUGCUUUGUUUUGACGAGGAGCCAUUAGAAAAUAGUGAUUUACAGAAACAAGAGCUUAAAUUAAGUUCUGGAAAUAUUGACCUGAAAACUGGUGGGCAAGUUAAGAACAAACCAUGCAAAAAUGUGGCGAACAAAAGGUCAAAGAGAAAGCAGGUGGACAUACAGAGUGAAACCACUAAUGCACAGGAGAAUGAACCCCCACAAAAGAAAGCAGUUGUUGAAAUAACAUCAAAAAAGGAAAAUAAACCGUGUGUACCAAGAAACUGCAAUAAAUCUUCAUCAAAGAACAAACUAAUUGCCGGACAAGCUAAAUUAACCAGUUUCUUCCGGGUGUAAAUUGCUGUCACUGGUUUUAACCCUUCUAGGGGUUAAAUUAAAUAUGUAGGAAAUGUUUCUAAAGAGUAGCCUUUCUGUAUAUACUGUGUUCUGAACCCUGUCACCUUUUUGGAAUGUUUUGAUACCCAGACAUGAGGAGCACCGAACUUCUAUGCUUCAGGGAACCUUGCUUUGCCUAGUGUAAGGGAGAUCAAGCAUCAUACUCUGACAUGGGUACUUGGAUUAUGUACUGUGCCAACUGAAAGCUGAUUCUUCCCUACCCAGCCCUGUAGUGCAGAGUGAUAAAGAUGCAGAGACAUAUUUUCUUUAAAGACCUUGCCUGCAUAUUUAUCUAAUUCCUAGACAAGCUUUUGUGUUAGGCCUGGUAGUUGCUGCUUGAUAUACAAAGUAUCUUCUGUUUUAGAAAAAAAAAUAUUGCAAAUUGCCCAGGUGAGCAAUUUGAGUAUCUAUACUUUUCAUUUUGUUGGAGGUAUUCUGUCUUAAUAGCUUCUGUGUCUGCAACUGGCUGUAAUAUUGAAUGUAAAUAUUUUUAUGGCCGAAAAUUAUUUGAUUUAUUUUAUUUGUAAAUACUUUUAUACUUUUACAAACAGUUAGGGUUGCCAUAGGUUUUUUUUUUUAUUUUGUUUUUAAUAAAAUUACACAACAAAUA
This is a messenger RNA of Xenopus tropicalis (tropical clawed frog), 2482 nucleotides long. RefSeq names its product PARP1 binding protein (gene parpbp). Gene Ontology annotation, cellular component: nucleus; cytoplasm. The coding region runs from base 112 to 1833 and encodes 573 amino acids. The transcript has 12 exons. Lineage: Eukaryota; Metazoa; Chordata; Amphibia; Anura; Pipidae. The record is from RefSeq and is marked provisional. Gene Ontology annotation, biological process: negative regulation of double-strand break repair via homologous recombination.